AUGCUCCGGGGUUUCCAGUGCAUUGAGCACUCCCAGCCGUGGACAGCAGCCCUCUAUGAUGGUUGGAAGUUCCACUGCACAGGGACCCUGAUAGAUAAGCAGUGGCUGGUCACAGCUGCCCAAUGCUUCACCGGCCGGACACUCUAUGUAAAGCUUGGCGAACAGUACCUGAGUCACUUUGAAUUCACUGAACAGCUGAAGAUUGCAUCCAAGACUAUCCGGCACCCCUUCUACGACAGCUACAGCAAAGAUAAUGACAUCAUGUUGGUCAAACUCCAUACGCCAGCCUUCAUCAACAAGGCUGUCAAGCCCUUGGCCUUGCCAAGCAAUUGCCCCAUUCCUGGCAGCUACUGUGUGCUUGUAGGCUGGGGCACCACCAUGCUGGAAAAAGAGUACUACCCAGGUGUCCUGCACUGUGGAAAUAUCACCACUCUUUCUGACCAGGAAUGUGUGGCAGUCUAUCCUAAAGUCCUACGGGAUCAUAUGCUGUGCGCCACUGUGAGAAGUGGAGGCUCGGAUUCCUGCCAGGGUGAUCCAGGCUCACCACUUGUCUGUGAUAAUGAGCUGCAAGGCAUCACUUCCUGGGGCUUUGAUGAAUGCUCUGAUAUAGAAAGUCCCAGUGUCUUUGUGAAGGUUUGUAAUUACAUCAAUUGGCUGGAGCAGACGAUGGCUUCUGCCUAA
Molecule: messenger RNA, 681 nt
Organism: Hemicordylus capensis (graceful crag lizard)
Lineage: Eukaryota; Metazoa; Chordata; Lepidosauria; Squamata; Cordylidae
Product: kallikrein-11-like
Exons: 4
Coding region: 1-681 (226 amino acids)
Biological process (GO): proteolysis
Molecular function (GO): serine-type endopeptidase activity
Source: RefSeq, a predicted model, not a curated record